Messenger RNA from Lineus longissimus, 1932 nucleotides. Its product is annotated as thyroxine 5-deiodinase-like. The transcript is spliced from 3 exons. The record is from RefSeq and is a predicted model, not a curated record. Gene Ontology annotation, molecular function: thyroxine 5'-deiodinase activity. Bases 299 to 1069 code for a protein of 256 amino acids. NCBI's taxonomy places the organism in Eukaryota, Metazoa, Nemertea, Pilidiophora, Heteronemertea, Lineidae.
UGCCGUAUACAUGUAGGAAGGUUUGAGAAAACGCCAGACGUCACUGACCAAUUGCAGAAAACCAAGUUCCAGUAUCGGCGAACUGAGACCUGUUACCUCAGGGAUUUGUGGCAAAAAGUGCAAAUUACAAGAAAUUACCGCUAUCAAGGGUCUGCAUACAAAAUAUGCAUGGACUCGAUGGGACUGUAGCUACGCGACCAAAUCACGUCCAAGUUUGCUGGUUCGGAGGUGACACCCCGUGUCCCUGUCCUUAACGAAGUGGUCUGCAAAGUUUACUUUAGAAAAAGGCAAAUUCGUCAUGGACAUGAAUGAUGUUUGGUUCCGGGUCAAGGGGACCUUGAAGACCAUCCUGUCGAUCAUCCUCCUGGCAGCCGCCAUGCCCAUCUUAAAGAUCAUCUUCGUGGCAUCGCCCACCUUCAGACGAGACAUGGCGGCCUGGACGGAAAAGAUCUUCCAAGGUUCGCCCAUCCAGAUUGAUGAUCCGUCGCUAGGUGUCUCCUGGGCGAUGAUCAAACACAUCCUCUUCUCCAUCCGGUUCCUCACCUUCUGCUGCGUACAUCCGGGACAGAAAGCACAUAACUCUCGUCUGCUACUCUUGGACGGAAAAACGGAAACGAGGCUCUUUGACUACAUGAAAAAAAACCGUCCCCUGGUUGUGAACUUUGGAAGUUGCACCUCACCCGCUUGGGUUGCAAAACUAGGAGACUUCAGACAACUUGUGAAAGAUUUCACAGACGUCGCGACGUUUGUGACUGUUUAUAUCAAGGAAGCACAUCCCACAGACGGUUGGAAGAUCAAUUCAAACAAUUACAAGGUUGCCUCUCACCAAUGCAUCCAGGAGAGGGUGAAGGCCGCAAAACACCUGGAGGCAUUCCGUCUUCCCUGCCCAGUGGUCGUCGAUCUUAUGGACAACAACGGCACGUACGCUUACGCGGCCGCGUCUGAGCGUCUCUACAUCAUACAGAACGAAUAUUGCCUCUUUAAAGGCGGCAUUGGGCCGGAGGAUUACAGAGUGGACGAUGUCAGAGAGUGGUUAAAAUAUUGUGCAAGGCAUAAAACAAAAGUAUAAUUUGGUGAUCCAAACAAGUUGGCUGUCCUUUUCCUGAUACACACCGUGAUAAUUCGAUAAACUGACAUGUCCUUCUCUCGGCAGUCACGGUGCGUUGAAUCAACGGGGCGAUCAGCGCACCAUCUACUAGCAUGAGAAUACCUGUCAUUGCUAUUCCUGCCGAAGCCGGAUAAUGGCGUUAUUCAUCAAGGAUUUACAUGUACAUGUACCUAUUUAUUGCCACUUUAUUAUCACUUCCUAGGAGGACACGUCAAAAGAAUCGGGGAGGCCUGCAUCAUUGCCUGACUGAUUCUUUGCUAGCUGGCCGGACAAUUGAUUGGAUCUCCACUCCAAGGUGUGCAUAAUACAGCAACUUGAAUAAAAACUGAAUCGUUCGGUUGCGUUGUGUUUCAUUCUCAUUUUGUAACAGUCAGUCGGCCACCACUGCCCCGCUUUCGCCCAUUCUCUCGGCAAGAUGGCGACUACCUCUCUCAACAAUUGUGGACAAUAUUUAUUUUAUCCUAUGUUUAUUAAAGGGGCAAGUUGGGCAUUGAGAUAUGUUCUUUUUUAUACCGAAAUGGUGUCCUGCAGUUACUUGUUCUCAAAAUAGGAUCAUUGACUAAAACUAGUCUACCGGUAACCACUAUAAACAGUGCACUUGGACAGAAUGUAACUGCUAAUCCUUUUUUUAGAUAUCGGCUUUAAUUUGCUGCUAGUGGCGGCGCAUGGCGGUAUGGAGAGUUAUUAUCUUUCUGACCACAUAAAUCCAAACUGGCCCUUUAAAAUUGUCUUUUGUCGUAUGAUUGUAUUAAAAUUUUGUUUUAAAUUAUUCAAAAAGUUAUAUAUAUUUCAUUGUUCGUUAUUAAAUGUAGUUCUGUUGUGCA